UCUAUCAGCACACACAGUGUGCCGAGCAAGUGAGCAGCAAUAACAGCUAGCUGCCCAAGAAGAUGGCCAGGCUUGGCCUUGUCAUCCUGGUCGCGCUGCUUGGCGCCGCCGCCGUGGCUGCUCAAGCUCCAGGGUCCAGCAGCUACGGCUAUGGCGGCGUUCCUCCGAGCCCGGCCCCGCAAAGCCCGCCAAGCGCAAGCCCACCCGCUCCAACUCCAAGCCCACCGGCCCAGGCUCCCCCGCCGCGCCUCAGGUUCGGCUUCUACAAGCGCUCGUGCCCCAACACGGAGUACAUCGUCCGGGACGCCGUGAGGAACGCCACCAGCGUCGACCCCGGCCUCGGCGCAGGCCUGAUCCGCAUGGCCUUCCACGACUGCUUCGUCCAGGGCUGCGACGCCUCCGUCCUGCUCGACCCGACGCCCGCCAACCCGCGCCCGGAGAAGCUCGGCCCGCCCAACUUCCCCAGCCUCCGCGGCUUCGACGUCGUCGACGCCGCCAAGGCCGCGCUCGAGAAGGCCUGCCCCGGCGUCGUCUCCUGCGCCGACGUCGUCCAGUUCGCCGCCCGCGACGCCGCCUUCUUCCUCAGCGGCUCCAGGGUCAGCUACAAUCUCCCCGCGGGGCGCCUCGACGGCCGCGUGUCCUUCGACAACGAGACGCUCGCCUUCCUGCCCCCGCCGUCCUUCAACCUCUCGCAGCUCGUCGGCAGCUUCAAUGCCAAGGGCCUCGACGUCGACGACCUCGUCGUGCUCUCCGGCUCCCACACCAUCGGCCGCUCCCACUGCUCCUCAUUCACCACCAUCUCCACGCCGCCCUCUGACCAGGACCCGGGCCUCGCCACCAUCCUCAGGGGGCAGUGCCCGGCCAACCCCAACAUCACCAACGAUGCCACGGUGGUGCAGGACAUCGUCACCCCCGACAAGCUCGACAACCAGUACUACAAGAACGUUCUCAACCACAAGGUGCUCUUCCAAUCCGACGCGGCGCUGCUGACGUCGAGUGUGACGACGAGGAAGGUGCGAGAGAACGCGCUCAUCCGCGGGAGCUGGGAGAGGAAGUUCGCCAGGGCCAUGGUGAAGAUGUCGCUCAUCGAGAUCAAGACCGCCGCCAACGGCGAGAUCAGGAAGAACUGCCACGUCGUCAACUAGAUGACACUUAAAAAUUGACCAUUCCUCUAAUCCUCUUGCAGCUAUAGCAGCAUCUUAAUUAUUGGUAUGUUACAUCCGUUUCUUCAGAGGCACGUACGUUGUUCGAUUCUUAAUUUCGUUGCAUCAUCCAGAUGAUCAUCAGGUUUUUUUAUUUAACUCGCCAGAAGAUAAUGUACUUGACUAGAGAUCAGAUGAUUCAAUAAAAAGCUACUUGUCUUUUUUGUCUGAA
Molecule: messenger RNA, 1374 nt
Organism: Panicum virgatum (switchgrass)
Lineage: Eukaryota; Viridiplantae; Streptophyta; Magnoliopsida; Poales; Poaceae
Product: peroxidase 2-like
Exons: 1
Coding region: 63-1145 (360 amino acids)
Biological process (GO): hydrogen peroxide catabolic process; response to oxidative stress
Cellular component (GO): plasmodesma; plant-type cell wall
Molecular function (GO): peroxidase activity; heme binding
Source: RefSeq, a predicted model, not a curated record